Nylanderia fulva is the source of this 1203-nucleotide messenger RNA. The record is from RefSeq and is a predicted model, not a curated record. Lineage: Eukaryota; Metazoa; Arthropoda; Insecta; Hymenoptera; Formicidae.
AUGCGGUUCUCCGAAAAACAUCCUAUAAUCUUAGCUGCACAUCCUCUUGUGAACCUCCUCGUGCAGCACGUGCAUUUAAGAUCUCUUCACGCGGGGCCUCAAUUAACUCUAGCUACUCUUCGUCGUCGAGAGUACUGGAUAUUGCGUGCUCGAAAUAUCGUCAAAGCUGUCGUUUUCCGCUGCGUAGUAUGCACGCGUGAAAAGGCAGCUACUCCCAAUCAAUUGAUGGGAAACUUGCCUUCGGUGCGCGUUUCUCCUCCUGCGCGCGCGUUUAUUAAUUGUGGUCUCGAUUAUGCUGGUCCCGUUUUAAUCAGAUCAAUGUCGGGACGCGGUGUCGCUUCCCGCAAAGCCUACAUCUCCAUCUUCGUCUGUAUGGCCACGCGAGCCAUACAUUUAGAAUUAGUCGAGAGUUAUUCCACUCCAGCCUUCUUAGGCGCCUUUUCAAGAUUCUGCUCCCGACGUGGCAUGCCUGAAUCAGUCUACUCUGAUAAUGGAACCACUUUUGUAGGCGCCGAUCGCGAAUUGGCCGCAUCAUUUCGAGCCGCGCUGCGCGAUCCAACUUUUCAAAAUAGUGCCGCUUCCGACGGGGUGUCAUGGCACUUUAUGCCUCCAUCCGCGCCUCACUUCGGCGGACUAUGGGAGGCCGGGGUUCGCAGUGUCAAGUAUCAUCUUCGCAGAAUCGUCGGUUCACACACUCUUACGUUCGAAGAGUUCACAACGAUUCUCUGCAACAUUGAGGCCUGCCUAAACUCGCGCCCUAUCGCGCCUCUCACUGAUUCCGUCGACGAUUGCGAUUCUCUGACGCCCGGUCAUUUCUUGAUCGGAUCCGCGAUUACGAUCGCGCCUGAACCCUCUGUACUGCAUCUAAAUGAGAACCGUUUGACGCGCUGGCAACUUGUUCGCCAGCUCACAGAACGUUUCUGGAAAAUCUGGCAGCAGGACUACAUCAAUACCUUGCAACAACGCGUCAAAUGGAAGCAAGUUUCGAAAAACGGAGUUCGCGUCGGGUCACUGGUCCUGUUACGCAAUUCUCUCCUUCCGCCUUGUAAGUGGGACUUAGCUCGCGUCAUCCGAUGUCACCCGGGUCCAGACGGUUUGAUUCGCGUCGCGACGGUGAAAACCGCGACUUCCGAAUAUACUCGGCCUAUUGUCAAAUUAUGCUUACUUCCGAUAGACGUCGAAAGCCUGGACAACCUUACGUAA